GACAUCGAAUGCAAUGAAAUCGUGCGCUACAAAAUUGACUAAAGCAGAAAAAAAGGCCCUAAGAAAGCAAACGAGACUAAUUAAUAGUCUUCGCAGAAAUAAUGCCGAUCUUGCAACAGUUUCAGAAUCGCCCACUCGUCAUCUGAUGGUUGGAAAUGGAGGGUUCAUGUGUGGCAUAGACCGAAGGCAAAUUUUCAGUUUGUUCCAGAAGUUUGGAAACAUAGAACGGCUUCUAAUGUUCCCUGGUAGAUCCUUCUCGUUUAUCACCUUUGAGCAUGUCAGUGAAUCAGUUAAGGCAAUGGAAAAAGUGCACGGGCGAGUUUUAGACUGUCCUUCGGAGUUUCCGAGACCCGACGUUAGAUUUUACUUGUCUUUUCUCACGAACGUACCCGAUAAUGUUUCCUUUGAAAAACAGGCCACACCAUCAGGUCUUGUGUUAGUGGAUGAUUUUGUGACGGAGGUAGAAGAGGCGCAGUUAAUUCAAGCGUUAGGAUGGAGAAGUGGAGGGAGGGAGAACGAGAUUCAAGGCACAGCAAACCAACAACUUCGUCACAGAAGAGUCAAACAUUUUGGGUAUGAGUUCCUGUAUGGAUCAAGUAAUGUCAACAAAUCAAAUCCUUUACCUGAUGGAAUUCCUAGUGUUUGUGAUGAACUGUUGGAUCGUGUUCAGGAGAAAGUUAUGUGGAAACCAGAUCAAAUGACAGUUAAUGAAUACAAACCUGGCCAUGGUAUUCCACCUCACAUUGACACUCACUCAGCUUUUGAGGAUGGAAUAGUUUCACUCAGCCUAGGAUCACAGGUCACAAUGGAAUUUCGUCAUCCGGAUGGUAGACACGUAUCAGUUGUUUUGCCGAGGAGGAGUUUACUUAUAAUGACCGGUGAAAGUAGAUAUCUUUGGAGUCAUGGUAUAACGCCACGAAAAUACGAUAUCAUACAUGAUGUUAAAAGCACGUCAAACGAGGGGACUGGUUACGAAGAAAACCCCAAGAAACCUGAAACAAAUAGCGCACAGGGCACCUCCAAUAUAACAGCCGAAGAGGGAAUGACUCUGUUUGAAAGAGAAACAAGGAUUUCGCUGACACUCCGCAAAGUCCGUCAAACUCCAUGUAACUGCGCCUUCCCAGCUCAGUGUGAUUCGCAAACUGGAAACAAGACUUCAGCUGCAAUCCCGCCUUCGUCCGAUGUUCCAACAACGAUUGGAGAAGCGCAAAAGCUGGAAAAGCUGCACGUGCAUGAAGUGUACGAGAAGAUUGCGCCACAUUUCAGUGGAACACGGCACAGCCCUUGGCCAAAAGUGGCUGAGUUUCUGCGAAAUCAACCAGUUGGGAGUCUGGUAGCUGAUGUAGGAUGUGGAAACGGCAAAUAUCUCGGGAUCAAUGAUAAUCUAUUCAAAACAGGUUCUGAUAGAAGUUUCAACCUGGCUUCCAUCUGCCGGGAGCGGGGAUAUUCUGUGAUUGUGUGUGAUAUCUUGUCAUUGCCAUACAGGUCUGAUGUGUUUGAUGUAACUCUCUGCAUCGCAGUUCUUCACCACCUCGCUACGGCCGAGCGACGUCUGGAAGGUCUGAAGGAACUGGUGCGAAUAACACGUCCAGGGGGACUGGUGCUCGUUUACGUAUGGGCUUUAGAACAGGAAGUGAAAAAGGUUAAAAAGAAACAGCUAAAGGAAGUGGAAUUCAGAGAACGUAAUGAUCACCACACCGGACAGGAAGACGUAAGCAACAAAAACGAGACUUCGGAAAAGAGCAAAGCGGUCGGAAACUUCUCCGCAAAUAACGAACCAUUCCCAAAUAAAUCCGAACCUUUAGAUGAUAAUUGUUCCACAAGAUUGAUGGUUAAUGCUAGUCGGGAAUCUUUUGAGCAACAAGAUUUGUUUGUGCCGUGGAAAUACAGCGGCUCUGGAAAACAACACGAGAAACAGGAAAAAGACACUGAAGAGUCAGGGGAAGGCACAGAUGGUCACGUGUACCACAGAUAUUAUCACGUGUUUCAAGAUGGCGAGCUCCGAGAACUUUGUAGCCGCCUCAGUAAAGUGACAGUGGAGGAGCAUUAUUACGACAGAGGGAAUUGGUGCGUGGUACUCAGGAAAAAGAAAUAAUGCCGGCAUGGGAGUGGGUGGGGAGAAUCUUAGCAACUGAUUAACUUGAUUAUGUUACCAUUUACCAU
Pocillopora verrucosa is the source of this 2163-nucleotide messenger RNA. RefSeq names its product alkylated DNA repair protein alkB homolog 8. The record is from RefSeq and is a predicted model, not a curated record. Gene Ontology annotation, molecular function: tRNA (5-carboxymethyluridine(34)-5-O)-methyltransferase activity; tRNA binding; S-adenosylmethionine-dependent methyltransferase activity. Gene Ontology annotation, cellular component: cytoplasm; nucleus. Gene Ontology annotation, biological process: tRNA methylation; tRNA wobble uridine modification. NCBI's taxonomy places the organism in Eukaryota, Metazoa, Cnidaria, Anthozoa, Scleractinia, Pocilloporidae.